Messenger RNA from Paramisgurnus dabryanus, 1558 nucleotides. RefSeq names its product coiled-coil domain containing 124 (gene ccdc124). The record is from RefSeq and is a predicted model, not a curated record. Lineage: Eukaryota; Metazoa; Chordata; Actinopteri; Cypriniformes; Cobitidae. Gene Ontology annotation, biological process: transcription by RNA polymerase II. Gene Ontology annotation, molecular function: transcription coactivator activity. Gene Ontology annotation, cellular component: nucleus.
ACACGCCAAUUGUAGUUGUAGUAUCCGCCGGUCCUCUAGGUGGCGGUAAAUGAAGAGUGUCAACUGUCUCGUAACCGCUUGAGAAACGGGCGAACGACACCCCGGGAGGCUGGUGCAGGAAAAGGGAAGUCCCAGGGAUGCCGAAGAAAUUCCAGGGUGAGAACUCCAAAUCGGCCACUGCGAGGGCCCGGAAAGCCGAGGCAAAAGCAGAAGCUGAUGCACGCAAACAGAAGGAGCUUGAAGAUGCUCUCUGGGAAGAUAAUGAUAAACAUGUUGUAAAGAAAGAGCAGAGGAGGGAUGAUAAAGAGAGAAAGCGUUUGGAGGCUCUGGAGAGGAAGAAAGAAAAACAAAGGCUUUUGGAGGAAGAAGAUGCCCAGAUAAAGGGUAAACAGACAAAAGAAACACCAUCUAAAGUGACCCGAGCCCAGAUUGUGGAGAACCUUCAGAGUGUGCCAAAUGUUAAAGAAGUUAAAGAGAAAGAGAAAACCCACUUGGACAUGCCACUUGAAGAAAACAUCAACCGGAUUGUUCCAGAAGAAGGCACGGUGGAGGCACGGACCAUUGAAGAUGCCAUCGCAGUUCUCAGCACCAAGGAAGAUCUGGAUAGGCACCCCGAGCGCCGCAUGAAAGCUGCGUUUGCAGCUUUCGAGGAAGCGAACAUGGCACGCUUGAAAAUGGAGAACCCCAACAUGCGACUUUCGCAGCUGAAACAGCUGCUGAAGAAAGAGUGGACGAAGUCCCCCGAAAACCCCCUUAACCAGCGCGUGGCCUCAUACAACACGAAGUAAUCCAGCAUAACGGCACUAAAAGACACUCUGGCCCUCCACACAAAACCUAACAGACACAAAAUGGCACUCAGAUUAAAUUUAAAGAUAUAUAAUUAGGACAGAUGCAUGCAUAACGUUUGCUGAUGCAUUCUUUUAUUUUUUUUCUGAUUCGUGGGAAUCAGAUUUCAACGUGAGUUUGUGAUCCACACACAACCCUUUGCCUAUAUGUGAACUCAUCAACAAACUUUAUUUAACUAAUUCAAUAAACGUAUGAAUUAUUUUGGGCACAACAUGAUUUGCUCGUCUGUGGCAAUUAAAAGCUGCAGAGAAAGUUUAUUGUUUGGUUUUAGAGUGGAUUGUGUUGAACUCAUUUAUAACAAGUUUUGGUUAACCUGAGGCAGUUUUUUUAUUAAAAUACCUGUGCAGUGAUCAUUAAAAUCCAACUGCUGGUUUGAUGUUUUUGAAAAAAAGAAAGGGUAUCUAAUAAUUGCCCACAUAAAGAUCAGGUGAUCAGACUUUUUUUUUUGAUUGAUCUUAAAUGAUGCUUUGUUUUGAAACAGCACUUUGGACCUUAAAUGGACAAUAUCCACAUUCAGAAACAUGUGGACUAACAGCCUUUGGACUUCUAUACAUGUGUAUAGUGUUGACUGGCUUCUGCAGUACAAUACUGCUGCCAAACAGAACUAAUGCACUUCUGGGUUUGCUUUGCAUCUGUGGAGGAAGACAAAAGCUCUUAGUAGCUUUUGGAAAAUUAUAAUAAAGCAGAAAGGAAUAAAUAUUACCACAUUAUA